CUGAGGGUUCCAUCUGUUAUCUUAAACCUUUGUUCUCAAGUGACACAGAGAGGAGAUGGUGCAAAACACACUUUGCUAAAGGUUUUAUUUGAGGCUGCAUUUUCCAGGUUGUUUGUAUGCCAUCCAGGAUUAUAUAUGCCAGCCCAACAGAAGAAAGUGUUAUUCUGUGUUGCUGGCGUGCUAAGUUUUGCUUGUGCUCUCAGUAUUGCAGCAGCCAUCGGAACUCAGCUGUGGCUCAGAGGAAGAAUACUCUGCAAAACUGGAGCGCUGCUUGUCAAUGCUACCGGCCAAGAAUUAGAGAAGUUUAUUGGUGAAAUUCAGUAUGGACUUUUCUAUGGGGAGAGGGUUAGACAAUGCGGGCUCGGAGGGAGACCUUUUCGGUUUUCAUUUUUUCCAGAUUUGUUCAAAGUUAUCCCUGCGAGUAUCCAUGUGAGUGUUAUCCUCUUCUCUUUGGCGUUGUUAGUGUUUGCCCUGAUUGAGACUGGGUUCUUCAUGUACAACGCAUUCGGCAAACCCUAUGAAACACUGCAUGGUCCGCUAGGGCUGUACCUGUGGAGCUUCAUCUCAUUUUCUUGUGGCUGCCUCAUCAUGAUACUCUUUUCAUCAGAAGUGAAAAUCCACCACCUCUCAGAGAAAAUAGCUAAUUAUAAAGAAGGGAGCUUUAUUUUUAAAACUCACAGUGAGCAAUUUGCAAAUUCAUUCUGGAUCAUUCUGGUGUGCUCGUUGGUACACAUCCUGAACAUUUUGCUAAUACGCCUUGCUGGAUUUGAGUUUCCUUUUUCAAAGUCGAAAGAUUCAGAGACAGCAAAUGGAGCAGUCGAUCUAAUGUACUAGACAGGUUUUGAACCAUGUUUAAUGAAAAUGGUUCAUCAUGACCUUUUCCCCCAAGACACCAAAUGUAAAUGGGUUUAAAGGCUGUUUUUUAAAAAACAAACAAACAAACAAACAUGUAUUUGUAUAUUGUGAGCCAGAGACAUUUACAGAGAUAUACCAGCACAAAAAAGGAAUUAAAUAAUAUCAAUAAGAGUUAUGUGGCUCGCAGUAGGUGAUAACUUGUCUCUAGGAAGGUAUUGAGUUGGUUUAGAUGUAAUGUCAAACAAUGGUUUGUGAUAACUGUAGUUUAGAUUCCUAAUGAAGUUGUGUGUUCCAGAUACAGAGAUAACUCGUGUGGGAUUCCUUUUCUCUCACCUUUCCUGAUAAUCCCUGGGUGAUUUCCCAAACAACCUCAAAGGUUGAGCAUCAUCUCAAACAAUGAUUUGUUGGUUCGGAUGCAAUGCCAAGCUGGUUUGCACAAACUGAGAUGUGCAAGCCAUCUCUAAACCAUGGCUUGCAGACCCUGUUAUCAGAUCCUAGUUUGCCGGCCACUCACAAACAAUGGUUUGCCCAAUGGCAUUUGUUUGGACAUCAUGGCAAACCAUUGUUUGGCAUUAUGUCCAAACCAUCCCAUUGUUUUCUUCCAAGAUCUAGAACCCUAGAGGAAUGUAAUGUUGCUGAAAUAGUGCGAUAAAAGCAAAAACUCAAAACUUAGACAGCCAUUUCAGUAGAAGAGGACAGCAUGUACUUUCCUCUCAUGCAAAGAAGAUGGUGUUCUAGAAGUAUUACUCUUAAAAAUCUGUGUAUCAGGACAAGAAUAAGAACUUGACUUCUCCCCUAGAAAAUUGGAAUAAGGGCUCCUUCAUGAAAAGGCACUAACUUUAAAAGAAACUGUAUUGGCAGCAACCAAGUUAAAUUUUAGUCACAGAAAAAGAGUUGUAUUCACAGGAGGACCCCUUCUACGAGCUCACCUCAUGUUCCACGAAUGGAAGACCCUUUAAUUCACAGAGUGGAAAGGUUGGGUGCCAGCCUAUAUUUUUUACUUAUAUGGAGUGGAUUUAGAUGCAAAUUCCUGGUUUGCAAACUUUACCAAAGAUGCUGCUCAGUGUGUUUAAUAUCAAGUAUUUGAAGAGCUGAUUCCAAACGUAGCACCUAAAAUCUAAUCUAACAUUGUGGCGUUUUUGUUCUCGUUUUGUAAUGCUUUUGUUUUGUUUUUCACUUUUAUAAGCUUCAGUUUUAGAAAUAGAGGUCUGAUCCUCCUGGUGUGCAAAGUGGUACUUCAGACAAUAAAUACAUUCUUCCCCUCGUU
Podarcis muralis (Common wall lizard) is the source of this 2122-nucleotide messenger RNA. RefSeq names its product clarin 1 (gene CLRN1). The record is from RefSeq and is a predicted model, not a curated record. Lineage: Eukaryota; Metazoa; Chordata; Lepidosauria; Squamata; Lacertidae. Gene Ontology annotation, biological process: equilibrioception; sensory perception of sound.